Messenger RNA from Fusarium fujikuroi IMI 58289, 1506 nucleotides. RefSeq names its product related to multidrug transporter. Lineage: Eukaryota; Fungi; Ascomycota; Sordariomycetes; Hypocreales; Nectriaceae. The record is from RefSeq and is a predicted model, not a curated record. Gene Ontology annotation, biological process: transmembrane transport. The transcript is spliced from 2 exons. The coding region runs from base 1 to 1506 and encodes 501 amino acids. Gene Ontology annotation, molecular function: transmembrane transporter activity.
AUGAGUGGAAGAGAAUCAAUCGCAGCGGCUCCUUUGCCUGAGCCAGAGCCCUAUAGCGUCUUCGACAAACGCCAAACUGCCUUGAUUGUGACAAUUGUCUCCAUCGCAGCAACAUUCUCGGGCUUCGCAUCAAAUAUUUAUUUUCCCGCCCUCCCAACCAUCGCCAAAGACCUCAAUGUCUCGAUUGAAUUGAUCAAUCUCACUGUGACUUCGUAUCUCAUCUUUCAAGGGCUUGCACCCAGUCUCUGGGGCCCGAUAUCAGAUGUCAAGGGACGCCGAGUCGCAUACUUGCUCACCUUCAUUGUCUUCUUGGGAGCAUGCAUCGGCCUAGCAGAGGCUAAGAACUACGCAACUAUGGUUGUGCUGAGAUGUGUGCAGAGCACUGGUAGUGCCAGUACAAUUGCUAUAGGAUCAGGUGUUAUCGGAGAUAUCACGACUCGAGAUAAUCGCGGUGGCCUCAUGGGAAUAUUCCAGGCAGGGCUACUGGUUCCCGUGGCCGUUGGCCCGAUUAUCGGAGGUGCGCUGGCUGGAUCCCUUGGUUGGAGAUCCAUCUUUUGGUUCUUGACCAUCUACAGCGGCGUAUUCCUAAUUUUCUUGGUUCUCCUCUUACCCGAAACUCUGCGGUCUAUCGUUGGCAACGGGAGCCGAGAACCCAAGCAUGUCAUGGCCAAAUAUCCUCUACGCGUUUAUCAGAAAACGACCAAAGUCAAAUGGAUUCACGACGCAACCUCUCCAUCGCCUACGGAGAAGAAACGCAUCGAUAUCACAGGACCCUUCCGCAUCCUCAUCAGCAAACAGGCCGCUCCCAUCAUUGUGUUCCUAGCAGUCUAUUAUGCGGUUUGGCAAAUGAGCAUCACGGCUAUGUCUAGUCUUUUCAAAGAUAAAUAUGGUCUCACAGAAACUGAGAUCGGCCUGACAUUCAUCGCCAACGGCGUGGGAUCCAUGGUGGGAACACUGAUUACCGGCAAGAUACUCAACAUGGACUACCGCCGUUUCAAAGCUCGGCAUGAUGCACGCAUUGCGAGUGGUAGUAAAGAGAAUGAUGUUGAAACUGUCAAUACGCGAAAGAACCAGGAGAAUGACUUCCCAUUAGAGACAGCACGCCUUCGUCUCGUCCCCGUCUUUUCCCUCCUUCAAUGUGCGUCCAUCUUGCUCUUUGGCUGGACAAUACAAUAUCCCAAACAGGUCCACAUCGCCGUCCCAAUUAUAUCAACUUUUAUUACGGGUUGGUCUGCUGUUUCCAUGCAGUCCGUCGUCAUGACCUAUCUCGUCGAUGUCUUUCACGACCGCAGCGCCGCAGCCAGCGCGAGCCUGAACCUCGCCAGAUGCCUAUUCGCGGCAGGAGGUACGAGUUUUGUUAUGCCACUGAUCAACUCAAUCGGCGUCGGGUUGGCGUUUACAGUCUGCGUUGUGGUGCAGGGUGUUGCAUUGGUGAGCUUGGCUGUCCAAUGGAAGUUGGGCGCAAAAUGGAGACGGGAAGCUGAGGAUGCUAGGUCUGAGCCUUAG